Oryza brachyantha (malo sina) is the source of this 1301-nucleotide messenger RNA. RefSeq names its product non-symbiotic hemoglobin 1-like. The transcript has 4 exons. The record is from RefSeq and is a predicted model, not a curated record. The coding region runs from base 589 to 1065 and encodes 158 amino acids. NCBI's taxonomy places the organism in Eukaryota, Viridiplantae, Streptophyta, Magnoliopsida, Poales, Poaceae. Gene Ontology annotation, molecular function: heme binding; oxygen binding.
UGUUUCAUAUCGUAAGACUUUCAGUCUUAUCUAGAUUUAUUUAUCGAUCGAUGUAUAUAAAUUCACGGUAGAGUAGCUUGAUCCUGAAUUAUUCUAAAGGAGAAACCCUGAAUCAUUCCAAGAUAUUAGCAAAUGUACAACUGCAGGCUACAGAACAUGAGCAAGAUAUGGGAGUAUGUCAGAGUUUAGCAUGUGUUGAUCUGUAGAAAAGCUAUCAAACCUAUGUCUGUCAGUGAGAUAUGGGCCACCUUGCGUCCAUGCAUAUGCAUGUGUUCAUAAUGUAGCAUGGAAUACGUAGUAAUCAUGGAAAAUACUUAAGAAUGAGAAAAAAAAAGAGAAAGAAACCUGGUGUGAUCUUCCAGGGAGUGGUCAGCAGAUGCAAGAUCACAAAAAAAAAGUCUCCAGAGAAUCAUCAGGAUAGCUUAGUUUUUCAGAUCAGAUGUCUCUUGCCUGCACACGCGUUCAAGGGCUACAGCUAGAAUAAUCAAAUCGAGUUUCUAGCUUCUUCACAAGCUGGACAGCCACACUGCCUAUAUAAACCGAUGCAUCCCACUGUGGAUGAUCACAACAACACAUUGGUAAAAGAGGAUGGGUUUCAGCGAGACGCAGGAAGAGCUGGUCCUUCGCUCAUGGCGAGCGAUGAAGAAGGACUCUGAAUCCAUUGCUCUCAAGGUCUUCUUCAGGAUCUUUGAGAUUGCGCCGGGUGCGAAGCAGAUGUUCUCGUUCCUGCGUGACUCCGGCGACGUGCCCCUCGAGAACCACCCCAAGCUCAAGUCCCACGCCGUCACCGUCUUCGUCUUGGCAUGCGAGUCGGCGACGCAGCUGAGGAAGACGGGCGACGUGAAGGUGAGGGAGGCCACCCUGAAGCGGCUGCGCGCGACCCACGCCAACGCCGGCGUCGCCGACGCUCACUUCGAGGUGGUGAAGACGGCGUUGCUGGACACCAUCAGGGACGCGGUGCCGGAGAUGUGGUCGCCGGAGAUGAGGGGCGCGUGGGAGGAGGCGUACGAUCAGCUGGCUGCGGCCAUCAAGGAGGAGAUGAAGAAGGCGGCUGCUCCCACUUGAUUAAAUACGGAGUACUCUCUUUGUCUUGCUAAAGCCUGCCUUGUGAAGGGCCUUAAUAGCGUAAUUAAGCUGCACUUGCUUUGCUGUUGUUAUUACGUAUGUCAGUAUGUGUGUUAAAACAUAAUCAACUUCUUCCGUUGAUCUUGUAUGAAUAAAAAUAUACAGGCACUACCCCAUUGCAGGGAUGGGUUUCCGCCAUUUCCUACGUAUCACUUGGUAGGCCAAGACUAUUGAUU